GCCCCGCGGGGAGGUGAGGUGGGGAAGGCCUGAGGCCCGGGGCUGGAGGUGGAGUUCGGCCGCGGCGCUGAGCAGCGAGUGAGCGACACCUGAGCGCUAUGGAGCCCCGCGCGGCGACCCUCAGUGAUGUGCUGUUGGCACUACAGGAGAUGGGGUUUGAGGAGCGAAGGGCACAGGCGGCCGUGAACGCCGGGAUCUUCAACGUCCAGGAGGCCACCGAAUGGUUGCUGCAGGGCAGUGAUCACAACGAUCAAGGCCAGAGGAAGCAGGCGGGAGGGGCCAUGUCGGCGUUUAACCCGCCCCUGGGCCAGGCUCCCACACACAGGCUGGCGUUGCGUGUGCCCCCCGGCCCCCCAGCCCCCGCAUACAGGCAGCAAGACCCAAUGUUGCCUGUCCCCAGGAAGCUGGGGAAGCUGCAGCAGUUUGACGAGCAGCAGAAGGCACAGCAGGAGAUCCGGACCGAGAGGAGGAACAAACAGAAGGACCAUGAAUUGGCACUGAAGAGAAUCGCAGACGAUCGUGAGAACCUGCGAGCAAAAUCAUCUCCGGCCAGGCUGUCUGAGCGCUUUCUGUCCCGGCCUCUCGAGGGCCCGGUACCGGGGACCCCUGGGGGCCACAGCGCGCUGAUGAUCCGGCUGCCGUGGGGCGAGUGUAUCCGUGAGCGUUUCCCUGCGGAGACCACCCUGGCGGGCGUACGGGAGCUGGUAGCCCAGCGCUGCCCCCAUCUCCCCAACUUCCUGCUGCUGCAGGGGUUACCCCGGCGUCGCUUCAGUCAGGCCGACCUGAGCCUCACGCUUCGAGCCCUCGGCCUCCACCCCAGCGCCACCCUGUGUGUGCAGCCCGGAGACCCAACCACUGACCCCAGCACCAUCCCCAGCCCCACCCUGUGUGUGCAGCCCAGAGAGCAGCCCGGAGACCCCCCCACCCUCACUGCACACAGACUGAACACCGACCCUGACCCCAGCCCGGGCACAGACCCCCGAGUGCCCACUAUCGGAGGCCCCAGGGGGAGAGUCCUUGGGCUGGGGGCCCAUUCUCCCCGACACCAUGGGGGCGAUGAUGAUAAUGAUGAGCGCGACAGAGAGGAGUUACUGGCGGUACUGGGACAUCACAGGAGGCAGCCCGGCCCCCGGCCCCUAGCCCACACCACACAUUCCUGGGGUAAAGGACAGAAGUUGGCUGCGGGGCUGAGCUGUGAGGAGGCGGAUGACCAGGAUGCCCCAGAAGAGGACGAUGAAGACGAUGAGGAAGAUAACUUGAUGGCGCUGAUUCCCCCCGACUUUGACCCCGGGGUCUUUCGCAUGAAUGGACACCGGAUCCGCAGCGGGUUUGAGCCACAACAUCAGUGGCCAGAGCAGGGCAACCGGCUCAGGCCAGGGGCCGAGGAUGGACACGGGGGGCCGCAGGUGCCGGUUGCUGCCGGACGAGCCGCCCUUGAGCGCCUACAGCGAGGGUCUCGGGAACAAUUGAGCCCCUCCCAACCCACAGCUCCCAGACCAGCAACGACCUCUGCCGUGCCCUCACUACUCACAAUGGCCACUAGGGGAGCCAUCACCCUGAUCACAGCGCCGAGCCGGCAGUACGCUGGGAGCCUGGGGUCUCUCCCCCCGCGAGUGGCUGAGCGGUUGGUGAUGGAGCUGGUGAAGAAGAGGUGGCUGAGGCCCCGGAGCCUGGAGCUGUUCAGCGGGUGCAGUCUGGGGAGUCUAGUGCUGGACUGUUACCCUCUGACCACCAACCAACUCCUCCUUCAGCUGUCAGCCUUCCCCUCCCUCCACCACCUCAGCCUGGCCUCCUGCCGCCUGCUCACAGACUCCGGGCUGGAGAGCGUGUCUCACCUGAAGAAGUUGCAGCACCUGAACCUGGCCGCCUGCCCCCGGCUCACUGACCGCUGUCUGAGCAGCCUGACAGGACUGAAUUGUCUUUCUCACCUGACUCUGGACCAGACAAAAGUAACCGACUGUGGAAUGAGGGACUACCUGGAGUCUGCUCCCUCCUCACUCGUUCACUUGAGCCUGAAUGAGACGGCUGUGAGUGAGGGAACCCUCGUUUGCUUACCCCGCGCCCUCCCUCACCUCCGUCUGCUCAGCAUCAAACACACCCAGGUGACUGACGUGUCAGCGCUGAGGGAGGUGACGGCCCUACACACACUAUGUUUGGACCACACAGGAGUGACUGAGAGCUCUCUGCAGACACUGGGCUCUCACCCCAACCUCUCCUCCAUCAGUGUCUCCGGCCUGCAGUCCGUCAGCGGUGACUCCGUCCUGCACAUUCUCUCAGGGCUGCCACUAACACAGCUGAAGCUGCCGAGCCGUCACACAGUGAGCGACGCCGGGCUCCUCGCCCUCGCCGGCCUCCACCGCCUGCUGGAGCUCGACCUGACCGACUACAGCCAAGCCACAGACCAGGGCCUGCAGUGCUUAGCCAGCCUGACCAGGCUGCGGAGACUGUCCCUCAGUAACACCCAGGUGACAGACGUGGGGUUGAUGUACCUACAGCCGUUGAGCAGCCUGGAGGAGCUGUGCCUGGACCGGACCAGGGUCAGCAGUAAGGGCGUGGCUCAGUGUGUCUGUGGCCUGCCCCGCCUGCAGGUGCUGGGGUUGGCGGCGACGCUGGUUGGAGACUCGGUUGUGCCGCGUGGCCUCGCUCGGUGUCGGCAACUUAUCAAACUGAACCUGAGCCGCACUCGCCUGACAGACACAGGCCUGAAGAAGCUGAGGCUGUGGGGUUUGAGCCAGCUGAGCGUGGAGGGGACGGGGGUAACAGAGGCGGGUGUGACUGAGCUGCUGGCCGCCUGCCCCAACAUCACCAGUAUCCGUGCCGGCAACCUGCGGCCCCUCGCCCUCGACCAGCAGUCUGACGAGGAGGCCUAGAGGGAGCCGGGGGUGGGGGGCAGCUUUGCCAGACCAGCCCUGGCGAUCGUUCAGUCAGAAGCUUUGGAUGUUGCACUUUCCAUCCCUUCCCCCACUAAUAUGGGUUGUGAGCCCAACCCUCAUUGACACCCCCUCCUCUCUUCCGCCCCCCCCCACCCCUCGUGUCUCUCUCCAUUGC
Molecule: messenger RNA, 3048 nt
Organism: Callorhinchus milii (elephant shark)
Lineage: Eukaryota; Metazoa; Chordata; Chondrichthyes; Chimaeriformes; Callorhinchidae
Exons: 17
Coding region: 99-2870 (923 amino acids)
Biological process (GO): SCF-dependent proteasomal ubiquitin-dependent protein catabolic process
Cellular component (GO): SCF ubiquitin ligase complex
Molecular function (GO): protein binding
Source: RefSeq, a predicted model, not a curated record